Messenger RNA from Telopea speciosissima, 2012 nucleotides. RefSeq names its product L-type lectin-domain containing receptor kinase SIT2-like. Bases 1 to 2001 code for a protein of 666 amino acids. Gene Ontology annotation, cellular component: plasma membrane. NCBI's taxonomy places the organism in Eukaryota, Viridiplantae, Streptophyta, Magnoliopsida, Proteales, Proteaceae. Gene Ontology annotation, biological process: protein phosphorylation. The record is from RefSeq and is a predicted model, not a curated record. The transcript has 3 exons. Gene Ontology annotation, molecular function: ATP binding; protein kinase activity; carbohydrate binding.
AUGAUUCUCGAAUUCCUGGUGUGGUUGCUUCUGUUUGGGAGAUCUGUAGCAUCAUCAGAACAAGAAGAUGUUGGUUUCACCUACAAUGGAUUUCGAGGAGUUAACUUGACCAUGGAUGGCUUAGCUCAGAUUACAGAGAAUGGACUCCUAAUGUUGGUAAACACCACUACGCAACAGAUGGGUCAUGCUUUCUACCCUCAUCCCCUUCACUUCAGAAAUUUAUCUACCGCUGAUGCUUUAUCAUCCUUCUCUACUACUUUCGUAUUUGCCAUUUGGAAGUCAACAAGAUUUGGUGGUCCUGGAAUGGCGUUCGUGAUUUCACCCUCAAGAGACUUCACAGGAGCUUUGCCAGGCAAUUAUCUCGGCCUCUUCAACACCACCAAUAUCGGCAACUCAUCCAACCAUGUCAUUGCAAUCGAGCUGGAUUUCCUCCGAAACCUUGAGUUCAAGGACAUUGAUGGAAACCACGUUGGUAUCGAUAUCAAUGACUUGAAAUCUCUUCAAUCUGCCCCGGCGUCUUAUUUUAUAAGUAAAGAUGCAAAGAAUCGGUAUGUGAACCUAAGCCUCACUGAUGGACAACACUUGCAACUCUGGGUCGAAUAUCAUGGUAAACAGAAGCAACUCAAUGUGACUGUAGCUCCUAUUAACAUCCCUAAACCAACAAUCCCACUCUUGUCCUUGAAAAUUGAUCUUUCUCCGAUCAUUGUAGAUCCCAUGUUUGUGGGCUUCUCUGCAGCUACAUACGCCUUGCCAGUAUCCCAUUAUGUGUUGGGAUGGAGUUUUAAAUUGAAUGGCGAAGCAAGGGAACUCAAUCUCUCCCAAUUACCUAAGCCUCCUCUGCAAAAAAGUCAUAUAAAGAGAAGACCUAGAGUAUUUAUUGUUGCAUUUUCUGUGAUAGCUGCUACUUUUGUGUCUAUCUCUAUCUUCUUCGUCAUUCAAUUUAUAGUGAAAAGGAAGAACAAGUUUGCCGAAGUGCUUGAAGAUUGGGAACUCGAUUAUGGACCUCACAGGUUCAAAUAUAAAGAUCUCUACAUAGCCACCAAGGGGUUCAAGGACAAGGAGCUUCUUGGAACUGGUGGAUUUGGUAGGGUGUACAGAGGUGUAUUGCCCACAACCAAGACACAGGUUGCAGUGAAGCGCGUCUCCCAUAAUUCAAGACAAGGGGAGAGAGAAUUCAUUGCUGAGAUUGUCAGCAUUGGUAAAUUGAGGCAUCGGAGCAUAGUAACACUCUUGGGCUAUUGUCGUCGCAAGGGAGAGCUCCUUCUAGUCUACGAUUUCAUGCCUAAUGGGAGUCUUGAAAAAUUCCUCUUCGAUCGAACAACAACAGAGACGAUGCUGAAUUGGUGUCAAAGAUUUCGAAUCAUCAAAAAUGUGGCAGCCGCGUUGUUGUAUUUGCACGAAGAAUGGGAACAAGUUGUGGUUCAUAGAGAUGUAAAGUCCAGAAAUGUGUUAUUAGACAAGGAGCUAAACGGAAGAUUAGGAGACUUUGGGCUUGCAAGAUUAUAUGAUCAUGGAACUGACCCUCAAACCACCCAUGUUGUUGGGACGCUUGGUUAUCUUGCACCAGAACUUUGUAAAACUGGGAAAACAAAUCCUAGUGUGGAUGUGUUUGCAUUUGGAAUUUUUUUGCUUGAAGUUGCUUGUGGUAGGAAGCCCAUAGAGCCACAAGCAUCUGAAGAGUGUCUGGUGUUGGUGGAUUGGGUGAUCUCAUGUUGGAGUAGGGGCACCAUUCUUGAUACUGUUGACCCAAAAUUGGGGUUGAAUUAUGAAGUGGAGGAAAUGGAGUUAGUGUUAAAACUUGGAUUGCUUUGCUCUCACUCAAUUCCAACUGAAAGGCCAAAUAUGCGACAAGUCAUGCGAUAUUUGGAGGGGGAGAUUUCUCUACCAGAGCUGACACCGCUUGGUCUAAGAACAGCCAUUGAUGACACAUCUUUUUUACCUUCAAAAGGUUUUAGUGAUAUCUCUAUUUGGUGUCCUCUUAGCAGUGCAAUGACUCAGUAAUCUUCAGCUGC